Messenger RNA from Pan troglodytes (chimpanzee), 1388 nucleotides. RefSeq names its product paired related homeobox 2 (gene PRRX2). Lineage: Eukaryota; Metazoa; Chordata; Mammalia; Primates; Hominidae. Gene Ontology annotation, biological process: regulation of transcription by RNA polymerase II. The transcript is spliced from 4 exons. Bases 305 to 1066 code for a protein of 253 amino acids. The record is from RefSeq and is a predicted model, not a curated record. Gene Ontology annotation, molecular function: DNA-binding transcription factor activity, RNA polymerase II-specific; RNA polymerase II cis-regulatory region sequence-specific DNA binding. Gene Ontology annotation, cellular component: nucleus.
GGCGAGGCGCGCGGGGAGGAGAGGGCGGAGGAGAGGACUGGGGGCGAGGUUUGCUUCAAGAAGGGGCGUGUGGCCGGCGCAGCGCGUGCACCAGCGGCUCCGGAGCGAGCGGCCGUGGCUGAGAAGGGGAGGGCGGAAAGUUUGUUUCCCCGACGUCAGCGCCGGGCGGGCCGCGAGGCUAGGAGGCGGCGGGAGCUGGGCAGAUCGCGGGGCGGCCGGGGCUCUCGCUCCGACCCGCGCCCGCGACCCUUCCUGGGACCCGAGCCCGAGACCCCCGCCGGCCCCCCUGGGGCCGCUCGCGGGCAUGGACAGCGCGGCCGCCGCCUUCGCCCUGGACAAGCCGGCGCUGGGCCCGGGGCCGCCGCCGCCUCCACCCGCGCUGGGGCCCGGCGACUGCGCCCAGGCGCGCAAGAACUUCUCGGUGAGCCACCUCCUGGACCUGGAAGAGGUGGCGGCGGCCGGGCGGCUGGCGGCGCGGCCCGGGGCCAGGGCCGAGGCGCGGGAGGGCGCAGCACGGGAGCCGUCCGGGGGCAGCAGCGGCAGCGAGGCGGCGCCGCAGGAUGGUGAGUGUCCCAGCCCGGGGCGCGGUAGCGCCGCCAAGCGGAAGAAGAAGCAGCGGCGGAACCGCACCACGUUCAACAGCAGCCAACUGCAGGCGCUGGAGCGCGUGUUCGAGCGCACGCACUACCCCGACGCCUUUGUGCGCGAGGAGCUUGCCCGGCGCGUCAACCUCAGCGAGGCGCGCGUUCAGGUCUGGUUUCAGAACCGCCGCGCCAAGUUCCGCAGGAAUGAAAGGGCCAUGCUGGCCAGCCGCUCUGCCUCGCUGCUCAAGUCCUACAGCCAGGAGGCCGCCAUCGAGCAGCCUGUGGCUCCCCGGCCCACCGCCCUGAGUCCAGAUUAUCUCUCCUGGACAGCCUCGUCCCCCUACAGCACAGUGCCACCCUACAGCCCUGGGAGCUCAGGCCCCGCAACCCCAGGGGUCAACAUGGCCAACAGCAUCGCCAGCCUCCGUCUCAAGGCCAAGGAGUUCAGCCUGCACCACAGCCAGGUGCCUACAGUGAACUGAAGUCCAGUCCCACCAGGACCCAGACGCCUCCCUGGGUGGACAGCAAUAGAAAAGGGGGCAGACGCCCAGGAAGUGACCUUUUCCUGGAUGGGCUCUCCUGGCCCGUCUCUCCAGCCUGGACUCCCGAGCCCACGAGGCUGUUGAGGCCCCCGCAGCCGGGCCCAGCUCUUCUGUCCUCGGCCACCAGAGACUGCAGCCCACAACCCUUGGAGGGGUUGGGCCGGAAGGUGGAAGAGCCUGCCAAGGACCUCAUUUAGUUUGUGUAUUAAAACCAAAAAGCUUUUGUCUUUAAGAAAUAAAACCAUUUUUUUAAGCCCCAAAA